CAGACCAGUUUCUACAGCGAGAGCGGCGCAGCGCCCGUGUGACUCAGCACGAAGCCACAGCUGUCGCAGGCAAAAAAGUAUUUUAAAAUUCAACGCUCUCCACUCCGCUAAGAACAAACAACACUGCCAGGAAGCAAGAAAAAGCAAACGUGGAUUUAAAGAGAAGAGCUGAUAGAUUUUAUUUCUCCUCUCUGUGUUUCUCUUCCUCCUUCCUGUCUCUCUUUGUUUUUUUCCUCCUGCAGUACUCUCUCUUGUAGAGGGGGAAGAUUACAGCAGCACUCAAGAGGAAGCACUAGGAAUUUAAAAAAAGCACACAAGAAAAAAAAAAAGGAGAGAUAGAGAGACAGACACGCAACCACCGGCUGCCUUUGUCGUUUCUGCCUUCACCAGUCCCCGUCCGUGUUACCUCCUGCGGGAUCCGGAACCUCCGGAGCCAGGAAUCUAAUGCCCGUGGAGGAUGAGUCCAGCGAUCGAGGCGAUGCAGCAGGCAGAACAGCAGCAUUAUCUGGGCAAAGGGGUUCUGCUUGAACCCUUCGUGCACCAGGUGGGGGGCCAUUCGUGUGUGCUCCGUUUCGGGGAGCAGACUAUCUGCAAACCCCUCAUCCCCCGUGAACACCAGUUCUACAAGAGCCUUCCCGCAGCCAUGCGGAAGUUCACCCCGCAAUACCGAGGUGAGGUUUCUGUGAGUUUUGAAGAAGACGAGGAGGGAAACCUGUGUCUCAUCGCAUACCCCCUGCACAGCGAGGUGAGCGACCUGGAGAACGUGGCCCCUUCCGUCGACCUGGAGCCCAAGAACAAAAUCAAGUGGGCCAACAAGAUGCUACUAGACAAUGACGGCUACGGCAAGGACCGGGCCAGGAACUCGCGCAAGGACAAAGACAAGAGGAGUAGAAACAACCUCCAUAUGACUCAUUACCUCUGUCCCGUCACACCACUCACAGCCCUGGGCAAACUCUGCUUGCGUCAGCAGGAGUGUGAAAGGACGGGCGAGGAUGAGGAGGAGGAAGAGGAGGAGGAGGAGGAGGACGAAGAAGAAGAGGAGGCGGUGGAGGAAGGGGCGUUCGGGUUCCCCCGCAGCGGGGCUGUGGCCGGGGGAGGUAGCAGCAGCAGCAGCGGCAGCUGUAACGGCAGCAGCGAGGUCAGCCUGAACGGGGGCAGCAGUAACGGCAGCACUAGCAGUAGCAGCAGCGCCGGUGGCAGUGGCGGCAGUUCGGCGGUGACUCGUCGGGUGGCGCGGGGCUUGCAGGAGCCCAAUGUGGACGUGCGCAUGAUUGACUUUGCCCACACCACGUGUCGGCACUACGGCGAGGACAGUGUGGUGCAUGAGGGUCAGGACAGUGGCUACAUUUUUGGCCUGCAGAACCUCAUCACCAUCAUCUCCCAGCUGGAGGACCACGGCACAGAUUGAGCUGCUGCUCAAACACAAACAAACACACACACACAUACACAUGAAAUACACACGCGUGCACACACAAUUGUGUACACUAGUGCAGUGUGUUUUCGGCGAAGCACUUCGUCCUGAAGCCCUGAUGCCCUUUGCGACGCAGCGAGGGUGGGUUAGAGGAUGUCCGAAGGCUCGUAUCUUUCCUCCAGCCACGUGACUGGGACCUGCAGUGGCCACUAUUGCACACUGGCCACUCGUGUCUUUCUGUUGGUGUUUCUUUCGCUGUUUUUUUUUUCUUUUCUCAAGACUUGUGUUAGAGGAUAUAAAAAGGGUCGAUGUUGGUAACACUGAAGCAGUAUCUGUUAUUUUCUGUUUACUUGACUCAGUGAAGUACUUCCCCCUCCCACUCCCCUACUCACCCUGUUACUGUUACAAGUUCCCCCUUCCUCACUGGUGUUUUUACUGAAAACAGAAGCCGAAGAAGAAAACAAUCCAACAGUUCAAAGCAAAACAACACACACACACAACCUUUCAUAAAGACUGAUGUAACCGGUGGUUCCCAGACCCAUUCCAGAAGAUUCUACUAGGAUUUCAAACUGAGACUUUGCUUGCAUUAAUUUCACCUCCAGCUGUGCCUCUGAAGGGAGAGGAGCGGUCAGCUGGGUGCGUGAGAGGGAAUUAUGCAGUGUGGCCGACAGCACAUUUCCCAUGGGAAGAAGCGCCCAUUCUAUUCAGAUAGUUACUAGAGACGUGCAGAGAGACUAUAUAGAUCUUUUUAUUUAUUUGACAUAUUUCUUAAAUAAACUAAAAAAAAUGAACACAAAAAACAUGAAUGGAGAUUGAGAGACUACAUUCCAUCUUAUUAAUGUUAUAAUAAUAAUAUAAAUUAAUAUUGUUAUUUGACAUGUUGAGAUACCUCUAUCUUAUACUGUAUAUCUGUGUUCGAAUGGAAAAGUAAUAAUAAACAGCAUUUGUGUUA
Molecule: messenger RNA, 2363 nt
Organism: Alosa alosa (allis shad)
Lineage: Eukaryota; Metazoa; Chordata; Actinopteri; Clupeiformes; Clupeidae
Product: inositol hexakisphosphate kinase 2-like
Exons: 4
Coding region: 458-1408 (316 amino acids)
Biological process (GO): phosphatidylinositol phosphate biosynthetic process; inositol phosphate biosynthetic process
Cellular component (GO): cytoplasm; nucleus
Molecular function (GO): inositol hexakisphosphate kinase activity
Source: RefSeq, a predicted model, not a curated record